AUUGCCGCUGGUGGCAGGAAGCUGCGAGGAGCCGGCGCGGUCGCAGUCUCCACGGCGCAGGCCCACGGUAGCGCAGCCGCUCUGAGGCAGGAGAUGCCAACAGAGUCUCAAGUGUCCACCUGAUCCAAGAAGCUCACUCCUCACCAGCAUCCCUCUCCAACCCAUUGUCCAGUCCAAUCCAUGUCUGAAGAGUUGGCUUCGGGAAUGGUUCCUGUCCUGGACCAACAGAAGUUCUGGGGGCCAUGACCACGGGGAUCCUUCCAGUCUCAGACCAUUAAGUCUGGUCAUAUGAGAAUCUGGGGUCUGCAUCCCACUGCUCUCCUGCUGUGGCCCAUAACUUUUAUGAGAUCCUCAAAGGGAUCUUGACAAGAGAAAAGUCUUCAGUAAUGCUAAUGAUUAAGUCAAGUGUUAGUCCUAUCAGUUGGCUGAGAUCAGUUACCCUAACUGACCUGGAUAGAUCCAGGGGAAGAGAUUUUGAAGUAGCGCUGGAGGCACAGUGGUUAAACGCUCAGCUGCAGACCAAAAGAUCGGCAGUUUGAACCCACCAGGUGCUCCAUGGGAGAAAGAUGUGAUAGUCCGCUUCCAUAAAGAUUACUAAACCAAAAAUCUGUGGCCAUUGAGUCAAUUUUGACUCAUAGCAACUCUAUAGGACAGAGUAGAACUGCCCCAUAGGGUUUCCAAGGAGCAGCUGGUGGAUUCAAACUAUCGACCUUUUGGUUAGCAACUGAGCUCUUAACCACUGAGCCACCGGGGUUCCAGCCUUGGAAACUCUGUGGGGCAGUUCUACUCUGUCCUAUAGGAUAGCCCUGAGUUGGAAUUGACUUGAUGGCAAUGGGAUGAUGUCUCAGGUCAGAUGAGAAACUUUGGAAAGGUAUGAGACACCACUGGGAGAUGGGAGUAGGAUCAUCAAAAGGAAGGGGGGAGAGUGCCAGAGCAAAGCUUAAUCGCUGCAGAAUUUUGCCAAGUCUUUUGGAUUCCUUGGCUUUUUAUACUCCAGGGUUCACUCUAGUAUAUGAUUAUAUAUUCAUACACUAUAGGUUUAGUAGACUUUGUGGGGGGAUCAAAUUAAUACUGUUUUCAAGGGAAAAUGUAUUUUGAAAGAAAGCAAAAUGAUCCAUAGAUUGCGUUCAGAAUUCAUUUUUAAGUUGUGAGUUGCAUAUACCAGGGGAGGAUCAUCCAGUAGGCAAAGUGCUUGCCUUGCUUACCAGACCAUCUGUAGUGAACAAUUUCCCUACAGAUUAGUGAGUAAGCACAAGUGAACUCAUGCUUACCUUGUUUACUGACUAAUCCCAGUUUGUCAGGGAUUGUAAAUUUGAGAAGAGGCUUUGAUUCUGUAUGAAGGUGCUGUGAGGUUGGGAGAGAGACAGAUUAUCAGCCACACCUAGAAACAGAAUCUUCGAUGUGGCAAAAAAAAAGGUAACCAGCAAGGUAAGCACUGUGUUUACCUUGCCUAUUGGUUAAUCCACCCCUGGCAAAUACUGUGGGAAAUUUCUGAAAUGCACAAGUGUUUCAGUUUAGUAAUAUGGGGCAAGACAUUUAUUCUUUCCUUGCUUACUUUUUCAGACUGUGAAAUUAAAAUACCACGGACCUGUUUUACAGGAUUGUUCUGAAAGGUCACAAUUAUGGAAUACUUUGAGAUAUAAGAUGAUUUAAUGCUAACGAAUUGCUGUUACCCACAUUUCUAAAUCAUGAAUCAAAUUUAGAAAUUCAAACAAUUAAAAAAAAUUCCAUACUAGAACUUAAUUGAUUCCCAAAGUAUAUUUCGUUCUGAAAUUUUAGAUAAUUGGUGUUUUCUCUUUCUUCCUCUAAUCUUUGUUGUUGUUCUUAGGUGCUGUUGAGUUGGUCCUGACUCAUAGUGACCCUGUGUACAACAGAAUGAAACAUUGCCUGGCCCUGUGCCAUCCCCACAAUCCUUGCUAUGUUUGAGCCCAUUGUUGCAGCCACUGUGUCAGUCCAUCUCGUUGAGGUUCUUCUUUUUCGCUGACCCUCUACUUUACCAAGCAAUGAUGUCCUUCUCUGCAAGGACUGGUCCCUCCUGAUGGCAUGUCCAAAGUAUGUAAGAUGAAGUCUCACCAUCCUCCCUUCUAAGGAGCGUUCUGGCUGUACUGACAGAUUUGUCCUGGCACUCUGUAGUAUAUUCAGUAUUUUUCACCAACACCAUAAUUCAAAAGCAUCCAUUUUUCUUUGGUCUCCAUUACUCAUUGUCCAGUUUUCACAUGGAUAAGAGGUGAUUGAAAAUACCAUGGCUUGAGUCAGGCGCACCUUAGUCUUCAAAGUGACAUCUUUGCUUUUUAACACUUUCAAGAGGUCCUUCGCAGCAGAUUUGCCCAGUGUAGUGUGUUGUCUAAUUUCUUGACUGCUGCUUCCGUGGCUGUUGAUUGUGGAUCCAAGUAAAAGGAAAUCCUUGACAACUUCAGUAUUCCUCUUAAUCUUUAGAUCUUUGAAACUAGAGUAGGAGAUAGAAACUAGAUUCUGGGCAUUUAUCUCCAAACUUUUGAUUGUUACCCUUCAAGUAAAAUUUUGAGCACACACUAUGAAUAUAUGUACAUUUAUUAUAAAUGAUGUUCCUAUGCAACUGUACUAAUAUAGUUAUGUAUAUUUUUAAAACACAUAAGAAAUUUUAAAAGACUGAGAUAAAGAUGAAACAGUAUUUUUAAAUGUCUUGCUAACUGAGUUAAAGGUGAGGUUCAGAAACUUGUACAAGACUAGCUUGUUUUCCAUGAAUGUGUUUGCUUAUAAUUCAUCAUGUUUUUCUAUAAUUAAUGCCAGUUGGCACUGUUUUAUCAGAUACCCUGUAAAAGUAUUGGUAAUAUUAGAUUGGAAUAAAUGUCUCGGGCAAUCUUAAACGUAGAAAAUGUGUUAUGUAACUUGUAGUUUUGUCUUUGUGGAUUAUCUGUACGUUUAUCAGUUCUGCAAAGGUCCCUAAAUAGAGAUAACCAAAACCAAACCAAACCCAGUGCCGUUGAGUCGAUUCUGACUCUUAUCGACCCAGGAAACCCUGGUGGCCUAGUGGUUAAGUGCUAUGGCUGCUAACCAAAGGGUCAGCAGUUCGAGUCCGCCAGGCGCUCCUUGGAAACUCUAUGGGGCAGUUCUACUCUGUCCUACAGGGUCGCUAUGAGUCGAAAUCGACUCGACGGCAAUGGGUUGGGGUUUUUGGCCUUUCAUUAAGCAAUUGUGAAGUAAAAUUCUUGGUAAUAGAUCUGCUAUAUAAAAAUAACCCACAAAUCAAAGAACCAACCAAGGUUUGGUUUUUCUAAAUACUGAGCAUUGCUAAUGUAAAUAAGAACACCAGCAUAGAACUAGUCGACCCCAAACUGACCUCAGCUACUAAGUCUUAAGAAAAAAAUCAUUCUGUUAUCAACAAUUAAAAGACUGAGUGGUAAAAGUUGUCUUUCUUCCUUAAUUUUUGACUCUAUGUUAAGUUUUUCUACAUUGGAAAUGUAUUAUUUUCAUAAUAAAAAAUUUUAGAAAGAAAUAGAAGAAAAAUCAGUGGCUGUCUUUGAUUAAUAAGCUUAUAUGUGGUAGUCAUUUUCUUUUUUGUAUCUUUCAUUAUUUUUCAAAAUAUCUUUAAUGAAAUGCAUUAUCUUUUAUAAUCAGAAAAAAUAAAGGUAAGUACAGAAAAUAGGAGGCAGUGGUGGUUUAGUGGUAGAAUUAUUGCCUUCCGUGCUGGAAACCCAUGUUUGAUUCCCGGCCAGUCUGAUUCUCUGUCAGUGGAGGUUUUGCAUGUUGCUAUGAUGCUUAUUUUAUGAUGCUGAACAGGUUUCAGUGCAGCGUCUAGACUAAGACUGGGAAGAGAGGCCUGGAGUUCUUCCAAAAAUCAGCUAAUGAAAACCCCAUGGGUCACAACAGUCUGAGAUCAUGGGAAUGGUGCAGGACCAGGCAGUGUUUCAUUCUGUUGUGCAUGGGGUCGACAUAAGUUGGGGCCAUUCAACAGCAGCUAAUAACAAUAACGGAUAAUAUAAUUAUGGUCCUCAUAAUGACUCGAAAGCCCUCAUGGUGUAGUGGGUAAUAGCUAUGGCUACUAACCAAAAGGUUGGGAGUUUAAAUCUACCAGGUGCUCCUUGGAAAUUCUAUGGGACAAUUCUCCUCUGUCCUGUAGGGACGCUAUGAGUCAGAAUCAACUUUACGGCAAUAAGUUUUAUAAUAAUGACUCACUGUCAGAUUUUGGGCAUGCAAGUCAUUUAUCUUCAUGGGGCCUUUUUCCUCAUUUGAAAGAUGAGGAGGACAGAAAUGAUUUAAAGUUUCGUCUAAAGAAUUCUUCCUAAAAUUAAUUGUGAGCCUUUGUUAUGACUUGUUAAACAAUAAAUAUAUUUUCUUCUUAACCUAAAAAAAGUGUAAUCUGUGUUUAUUGUAGAAAAGGAAGAAGAAUAAAAUUAUAAGCAUAGUUUGACCAAAGAUAAUAUUUUUAAAUACAUGGUUUUAGAUAUUUUCCUAAGCAUACAUGUAUGCACGUAUACACAUAUACAGUGGGUAAAUAUUGUACAUACUGUUUUGAGCCAGAAAUGUCUGAAGGAGAUUUGAUAUUACCAGUUUUAUUUUUGCGUUCAGACAUUUUAAUGGGACAGUUACCAAUCUAUUUAUUAUAAUAAAAUAGGAAGGAGAAAAAUAAGGUAUUUAGAAUUUUCGCUCCAAAUACGUAUUUGUCCGGGAAAUGCCUACUGUCUCUUUCAUGUCCUGUGGUUUUGCUGAGGUAAGGGUAACUUGGAAUAAGGGCAUAGGGACUUGCUAUGAAAGCUUACUUAGAGAAGAAUGAAACCUAAAUCCUGGGUUAACCGCAGUUUCAUUAACACAUUAACUUGCCUUCUCUCAACUCUGCCCUCCUACUUCCUGAGCUAAGAUUCCUAUCUGCAGGGUAUUUUCUGAGGUGGAUAAUCUUGUCCCAAUAUAUCGUUGGUCUUUUAUUUAACCCUGGGACCUUCUUGAGUUGUUAUGUUCCCAAUGAGAGCAGCUUAGGCAUUGAUAACAGCAGUAGUAUAAUAUAUGUUAAUAUGGUUUUUAGCAUUAUUUCUGGGGAGUUCAAAGGAUUUUAUAAGUAUAAAAUAUAAAUCUAAUUCCGACUCUCAGUGAAGUAUAUGAAAUAUAUAAUUCUAAUUUUAUGUAAAGAGUAACUGGGUCUUUCUUAAAGUUAACUUCCUUAAGAUUUUGUACAGUGGAAUACUCUUUGGGGCAAGGAAUGUAACCCAGUUUCCCUGGCUACUCACUGAAUUCUGUCUUUAACCUGUUUUGCAGGUAGCUGGUUUGCUUUUGCUUUUUGAAAAAAAUAUAAAAUGGAAAGCAAAUGUACCUAAAUAGUUCCUCAGUUAAUGCAAUUAGUAUCUGAAAUAGUCAUUUUGCACCUGAGUAUCUUAUAAAGCCCAUCAAGGUGUGUAUGACAAUUAGUAUCUUUUCUAGGAGAAAAACCUGAUCAGUUACGUGUGACAAUUAAGAUACAUCAGGAUCUUUCAGGCAUAGCAGGAGGUAAAUAAUCCGGGACCAAAAGUGGAUCUUCAUGGAGGAACACGCAGUGACCCAGACUGAACACAUGGCUACCAUAGAAGCCCAUGCAGUGGCCCAACAAGUACAGCAGGUCCAUGUGGCCACCUACACUGAACACAGUAUGCUGAGUGCUGAUGAGGACUCGCCUUCUUCUCCCGAGGACACCUCUUAUGAUGAUUCAGACAUACUCAACUCCACAGCAGCUGAUGAGGUAACAGCCCAUCUGGCUGCUGCAGGUCCUGUGGGAAUGGCAGCUGCUGCUGCUGUGGCAACAGGAAAGAAAAGGAAACGACCUCACGUGUUCGAGUCUAAUCCGUCUAUCCGGAAGAGACAGCAAACACGCUUGCUUCGGAAACUUCGAGCCACAUUAGAUGAAUAUACGACUCGAGUGGGGCAGCAAGCUAUUGUCCUCUGCAUCUCACCGUCCAAACCAAACCCUGUCUUUAAAGUGUUUGGUGCAGCACCUUUGGAGAAUGUGGUGCGUAAGUACAAGAGCAUGAUCCUGGAAGACCUGGAGUCGGCCCUGGCAGAACACGCCCCCGCGCCACAGGAGGUUAACUCAGAGCUGCCACCUCUCACCAUCGACGGAAUUCCAGUCUCUGUGGACAAAAUGACCCAGGCCCAGCUUCGGGCAUUUAUCCCAGAGAUGCUCAAGUACUCCACAGGGCGGGGAAAGCCAGGCUGGGGGAAAGAAAGCUGCAAGCCCAUCUGGUGGCCUGAAGAUAUCCCAUGGGCAAAUGUCCGGAGCGACGUCCGCACAGAAGAGCAAAAACAGAGGGUUUCAUGGACUCAGGCACUACGGACCAUAGUUAAAAACUGUUAUAAGCAGCAUGGACGGGAGGACCUUUUGUAUGCUUUCGAAGAUCAGCAAACACAAACACAGGCCACAACCACACAUAGUAUAGCCCAUCUUGUACCAUCACAGACUGUCGUCCAGACCUUUAGUAACCCUGAUGGCACUGUCUCACUUAUCCAGGUUGGUACAGGGGCAACAGUAGCCACAUUGGCUGAUGCUUCAGAAUUGCCAACCACAGUCACCGUUGCCCAAGUGAACUACUCUGCUGUGACUGAUGGUGAGGUGGAACAAAACUGGGCCACGUUACAGGGAGGUGAGAUGACCAUUCAAACGACGCAAGCGUCAGAGGCCACUCAGGCCGUGGCAUCAUUGGCAGAGGCUGCAGUGGCAGCUUCUCAGGAGAUGCAGCAGGGAGCUACGGUCACCAUGGCACUCAACAGUGAAGCUGCUGCCCAUGCCGUCGCCACCCUGGCUGAAGCCACCUUACAAGGAGGGGGACAGAUCGUCCUGUCUGGGGAAACCGCAGCAGCCGUCGGAGCACUUACUGGAGUCCAAGAUGCUAAUGGACUGGUCCAGAUUCCUGUGAGCAUGUACCAGACUGUGGUGACCAGCCUCGCCCAGGGCAACGGGCCUGUGCAGGUGGCCAUGGCCCCUGUGACCACCAGAAUAUCGGACAGCACGGUCACCGUGGAUGGCCAGGCCGUGGAGGUGGUAACGUUGGAACAGUGACAUGCAGCCACAUCACGGCAUCGUUUUCUAGUCUACUUCAGAAUUUUUUACACGUUUGCAGAGGUGCAAUCAAAUGGAAUUAAGUCUCUCGACUUUGGAAGAAAAGUUUUGUUAACCUUUUUUUAAAAAGGAAGAAAGACAGCGGAUUUUGGAAUUGCAUUUUUUUAAGCACCACUCUUUAAUUUUCUGGGAUCGGUGGAGUGAGAUCCUGCAUUCUCAGUUUCACUGUCUCAAAAAGCCAAAUUGUGGCAGGACUUCUUUCUGCGGAAACGUGUGUGCAUACUUAUGUGUGUGUAUGUGUGCGUGUGAAUAUAUGUAUAUGUGUACAUAUGGACAUACACAUUUACAUAUAUAUAUAUAAAUAGAUAUAUAUAUAUAUGAGACCCGCAUGAGAUUAUCUGUAUGAAAUGAAGGUGAGCUGUGGGAAGAAUUCACCCAGUUUAGUGGGUGGUAGGUACGUGGCCAGACACAGCCACCUGGUUCUUGUUCAUACCAGGGUCAUGCGAUGAGCUACUGACAACCUCAGGCGGGGGUGACCAUGCCCUUCACCAAAGCUGCCUCCCAGUGGCCGCCCAGAGCUCUCCUGCUGGGCUAACCUAGGACUGAGGUUCCAGAAUGGGACGGGGUCCAGAAAAUGCACGUGCAGGGGCCAGGGGCCGCGUGGUCUGGCAGCCCAGACGCUCCUCAGGCUGGCCCAGGUGCUGACCUUGUCCUUGAAGUCACCAGGCAGGGACAAGAGGGUUUUCCUCAGCCUCCCGUCCCUUCCCGUUCCCAGGAAACCUUCUUUGUCUCGUGACUAUUAAAAUGUUGCUCUGGUUUUGAGGUCAGUCCUGAAUUGGUUGUGUAUAUGAACUGAAGGUGACAGAAGUAUUAAGGGUUUGAGUAGUGUGUGAGUGUGUGUUUGUGGGUGCGUGUGGGGGUGAGAGAGUCGGUGGGGGCUGGAAGGGGGGAGAGAAAAAUCUUCGUAGACCAGGAUACACCGGCGGAGCAGUUUUGUCCUUUCCUGUAACUUUCUGUAGCAGAACAGAGGCAGCUUUGGGAGCUACAGAUAACCCUGGCACGCAUCAGGCGGCGUCACGAUGGUGGUGUGUUGGAAGCGACCAGGACUGAGGGUGUCCCUGCACCCCCUGGGUCAGGCCCUGCUUCAGAAGGGACUGCGGAUGCAUUUCUGGGUGCAUCCUGGGGGGCCCUGGCCCUGCCAGCUUUCCUCCUUACAGGUGUUGAUUAGUCCAGGAGUGCUUUUUAAAUUAAAUUCUGCGAUUUCUCAGCUGCAAGCCCUGAGUCUCCAGUGGCUGGCUUCACCAGACUUCUCGACAGGCCAAAUCUCUGCUCCUCGAGUCCAGGGGGCCCUCCUCCUUCCCCUCCUGGGUCCCCUGAGUGUGUGAUAGUGUAUUUAAUGUGUUUUUUUUAAUGCAACAUUAAAAGAUUCUUUAUGUCUUGCUCAGCCUUUGAGAAAGUUUCAGAUUCUUGUAUUUGCUUGUUUUAUAUAAAACUAUCCAACGUUCUUUGUAUGUUUUUUUUUUUUUUCCUGUAUGUAAGGGGGGGGAGAUUUACAUAUAAACAGUCCUAGGUCUAUAAUUUGUUAUUUUUUUUAAUUAUUUUUUAUCAUUUUGAAGCUGCCCAAGGGCUUUAAAGUCUGCAUUCCUUUCUGGUGAAGUAGCCUCCUACUAAUUUGAGAAGUUGCCAAGAAGAAGAAGAGAAAAGCAAAACCCCAGUAGCAGAGCAUGAAUUAUGUUGUUCUCCAUUCUGUCUAUGACUGCGUCACUCAAUAAAUAGUUUAAAAUGUGGCAACAGGAAGUGGGACCGUUCCUGUCUCUAGGAGCCCUUGGCCUCUUAGGCAAAAGGAGCUAUCUCUUCAGGUGGCUUUUCUUGAUUGUACUCAAGAUGAGUGGUUUUUGAACUGUGUUCCCGGAGCUCCGUGAGGACGGAUCUGAGGUCAGGCUUCCUGCCCCCACGCCCACGCUCACCCCCACCCCCAGAGUAGCUGCGAGCUGGUUUUGCACACAGGUAGUCCCCAACUCACGGUGCAGUUCCUGGGGUUCCAUUCUGACCACUCCAUCCUAAGUUGGUUCUGACGUUAUGUCAAAUACCUCUUUAUUUUUAGAUUUCAUUAUUCUUGCCUUUUAUUAUCAGUAUCUUUAUAAAUCUGGCAGUGUUUUGAACAGUAAAUCAUAAAAUUGAACAUCUGCGAAUAUACGUCUGAGAAUGAUGACAUCAGCAAUUGACGCGCCGCAACAAAUGACUAACGAUAAGAUGUACACAAACAAAACAAGACGAAAACCCCCAGUGGGGCAGUUCUCUGUCCUGCAGGAUGGCUGUGAGUCAGAAUCCACCCACAGCAGUGGCUGUGGGUGGAAGAUUUCUUCUCUUAGAGAACUAUUGAGUGAAUUUCUUCACAGUAUGUGUUCCCUGGCCAGCAGAUAGAUCCAGCUUUUGUUGUUUAAAGGAAAAAAAAAAAAAUUGUUGAAUUGGCAAAUACUUUAUUACGUAUACUUUUACCACAAUAAAAAAAGUCUUUAAAAAAAAAAA
This is a messenger RNA of Loxodonta africana (African savanna elephant), 9529 nucleotides long. RefSeq names its product nuclear respiratory factor 1 (gene NRF1). Gene Ontology annotation, molecular function: DNA-binding transcription factor activity, RNA polymerase II-specific; RNA polymerase II cis-regulatory region sequence-specific DNA binding. Gene Ontology annotation, cellular component: nucleus. The coding region runs from base 5489 to 7000 and encodes 503 amino acids. Lineage: Eukaryota; Metazoa; Chordata; Mammalia; Proboscidea; Elephantidae. The record is from RefSeq and is a predicted model, not a curated record. The transcript has 12 exons. Gene Ontology annotation, biological process: regulation of transcription by RNA polymerase II.